Messenger RNA from Anarrhichthys ocellatus (wolf-eel), 1904 nucleotides. RefSeq names its product stomatin (EPB72)-like 1 (gene stoml1). Gene Ontology annotation, cellular component: plasma membrane. The transcript has 7 exons. The coding region runs from base 196 to 1458 and encodes 420 amino acids. Lineage: Eukaryota; Metazoa; Chordata; Actinopteri; Perciformes; Anarhichadidae. The record is from RefSeq and is a predicted model, not a curated record.
GUCAGUAAACAGAGAAGAAGAGCUGGAGCAAAAACACGGAAGAACUUCACGUUAGCUAGCAUAGUGAGCUAAAGCAUCCUGCAUUUUAGUAACAGUACAUACUUUGUUUACUUCUACAGGGUUUGGCUGAUAUCAUGUACUGAUAGUUAACAUGAAGUGGCCUUAAAUAAGAAAUAGCAGUUGUUUUACCCAACAAUGUUUAGCAAGUCGUAUCAGCUGCUCCCUCAGAAGGACACCACCAGUCCGAGGACUCCUGGCUUGUUUGUGGACACUGACAGCUUCACACAGCGCGGCUACUACCAAGGCUUUUCUUUUGACAACAUCCCCAAUGUUCCUGUUAACAACUUCACCGAUACCUCCCAAGGAUGGCUGUCCUGGAUCUGCAACCUGAUUGUCAUCUUCCUUGUCUACAUCUUCACCUUCAUAACAUUUCCUAUAACAGGAUGGUUUGUACUGAAAUCUGUGCCUAACUACCAGAGGGUAGUCGUGUUUCGUCUGGGUCGAGUUGGUCCUCCCAAGGGCCCUGGUAUUGUCCUUGUGCUGCCCCUCAUUGACCAGUGGCAGAGAGUAGACCUGCGCACCCGUGCUUUCAACAUCCCUCCCUGCCAGGUGAUUACUCUGGAUGACGGCAUGCUCUCAGUGGGAGCAGACAUCCAGUUCAGGAUCUGGAGCCCCGUCAAGUCAGUGCUAUCAGUCCAGGACCUGAAUGCCUCAACCAGGAUGACUGCACAGAAGGCUUUGACCUACAGCCUGGCUAAGAAGACUGUCAGGGAGAUCCAGACUGGGAGAGUUAAACUUGGAGACUAUCUCGUGAUGGACAUAAAUGAGAUGACUCGACCCUGGGGGCUGGAGGUGGACAGGGUAGAGCUUACCCUGGGCUCUCUACUAAAAGCACCCGGGGAAGGCCCCUCUGGACCCCUCAUCAUGCCACCUUCUAUGCCUGGAGUUGAAGGCCUCACUGGCUCCAUUCAGCAGUUGGCCAUGCAAUUUCUGAGCCAGAGUGGCAUUUUACAGCCUCAAAAAGACGACAGCAUAACGUUUACAGAUGAGCUCAGCAGUGCCCCUCAGGAAGUUGUGGCCACAUCAGGUUCUGUUGACGAGCUGCUCGGCCGGGUCCAGCUCGUGCUCUCAGAAACUUUGGUCCACCAGGUUGGGGCCUGCUUUCAGUUUAACAUAAGCUCAGAAGAUGGACAGCAUCACAGUUACUAUGUGGAUUUGAGCCAAGGAAGCGGUGCAGCUGGAGCAGGGUACUUGUUCAGAGAGCCAGAUGUGACACUGAGCUUAAGUGACAGCGACCUUCUGGCCAUGUUCCAGGGCGGGCUACAACCAUUUGCUGCCUACACCAGUGGCAGACUCCAACUCCAGGGAGACAUUAAGACUGCCAUGAAGCUGGAAGAACUCAUAAAGCUACUUAAAGAUAGGGUUGGAAAUGUUGAGAAAUUAGAAAGUGUACAAUAGAUUUUAAAAAGGAUCCAGCAGAAAACCCAGCCCAGUGUUGGCAACAAUGAAGGCAGCUAGCAGCACCAGCGCCAAAAGUCACUAGAAAGUCAGCAAGAAUGACAGCCUGUCCCUUCAGCCCUCCCUCUAUAGCGUCUCCACCAAAAUGAUCAGAAUGAACAUUAACAACAUUUACUCGUUUGUUUGGCCCGGAUAAAAUGAUUGGAUGGGCUUAUUACAGUGCUGGUGGGAUGUGAAGAGAAUUUCAACAAAUAUAACAAACUUUAAUAAUAAUAAUAAUAAUCAAACAAAAUGGACUUUAACAUGGUUACAUUCCGAAUAACCAGAGGAAUUUCCCUUACAAUUACCAACCCUGGCUUUAAGAAAUGAAGUUCAUUGCAUUUGUAUGUGUAUUUAUUAAAUCUUUAACUUUAGAGGCACAGUAUUGUAUAUGUUGAUUACAUUCG